Messenger RNA from Strongylocentrotus purpuratus (purple sea urchin), 3406 nucleotides. Its product is annotated as E3 ubiquitin-protein ligase MIB2. Gene Ontology annotation, cellular component: cytoplasm. Bases 19 to 3123 code for a protein of 1034 amino acids. The transcript is spliced from 19 exons. The record is from RefSeq and is a predicted model, not a curated record. NCBI's taxonomy places the organism in Eukaryota, Metazoa, Echinodermata, Echinoidea, Camarodonta, Strongylocentrotidae. Gene Ontology annotation, biological process: protein ubiquitination; protein phosphorylation. Gene Ontology annotation, molecular function: ubiquitin-protein transferase activity; ATP binding; protein kinase activity.
CUCUGCACCGAGUGCUACAUGUCUGGCUCUCACGAUACAGAGCAUGAGUUUCUACGCAUAGAUGGACCUCAAGAUCCUGGGGUUGUGGUCAAAGCAAGACAAGAGAGCAAGUGUGUGACCUCUCAUGGUAUAUUUGUUGGUGCCAAAGUCUGUAGGAGACCAGAGGGGACUUCAGGCAAUCAAGACGGUAGGCGAAAGAGUGUAGGCACAGUGACUGAUGUCUGCGAUUGGUCAGAAUGCUUCAAGAAGGGUGCUGCCAUCGUCCAAUGGAAGGAAGGUGGUUCGGUCAAAUAUCGUGUGGGACAUGAUGGGAAGGUUGAGCUCAAAGCUGUUAAGACUGCGGCUGGACUGGACUACUAUGAAGAUCAUCUUCCACUAAUAGGAGAAACAGAGUCAUGGAAGAAGGGAGGAAAGGUGAUGAUUGCCAUGGAUACAGAGAUGCUCAACAUUUUUCAAGAGGAAACGGGAGAGAAUUGGGAUAACAGCCUUAUAGAGAAAAUUGGAAGAUCUGGUAGCGUAGAGGCCGUCGACCACAGGGGUUGGGUUCAAGUGAUGUACGAUGACAAGACCAAAUGGACAAUGCCGCCUUUUGCCCUGAAAAAGGUGGUGGAUUAUAAAGCCAGAGAUCGAGUCCGAAUCAGUGCAAACAUUGACAUGGUCAAAGAUUUACAUCGCAAAAACGAGGAGAGAAAUGAUGCCAUUGAAUUGAGCAAAAAGGCAGGGCAGGAAGGUAGUGUCCUGGAGACUACAGACGGCCAUGGCAGUGUGAAAGUAAAGGUCAAAGGUCAAACUCUAAAGUACCAUCCUGCUGCCCUGAUACUGCUUCCGAAACGAGAUGGAGACGAUGAAGAAGAAGAUGAAGAGGAUGAGGAGAAGGUGGAGGAUAAGAAGGAGGAGGAGGAGAAAGAUGGGGAGAAGAGGCAUGAUGAUGAAGAGAAGAAAAGUAAUGAAGAAUAUGAAAACAUCAUCACAAAUGCUCCGCAGGUCGGAUCCAAACCAGUGCCAAUUCCUGAACCUGCUGGUCUAGCCAGCAAGGAUGUUAUGCAUCGCUUGAUAAAGCUAGCUGAGAAGCUAAAGGAUGCCGGAGAAUCAGAAGAAAUACAGAUUCUCAGUGCUGUUGCAGCUGGAAAUCUGGAGAAGGUCAAGGACUUUCUCAGGCAGAAUCCUAAACUGGCGAAUGCCAGCUUUGGCUCACAAUCGGCUCUUCAAGUAGCAUGCCAUGAGGCAUCCUUACCAAUUGUACAACUCUUGGUAGAUGCUCAUGCCUCCCUGGAACAUAAAGAUAAAGUCGGGGACACAGCUCUCACCUUCGCGGUCAUCGGUAACAAUCCAUCAGUUGCGGAGUUUUUGAUUGAACGGAAGGCCUACGUCAAUACAUCCAACAAAUGUAGACGGACUCCUAUGCAUAUCAGUGCACACAAUGAUAAUAAAUCAUGUGUUGAGGUUCUUAUCAAACAUGGCGGCAGUGUCAAUACGCAGGACGAUGAUGGUAAUCUCCCUAUUCACAUGGCAAUCAAAACAAAGUCAACAUCCCUGGUGGCGCUCUUAAUUGACCAUCAAUCUGCUGAUCUGAGACUAAGAAACAAUGGUGGCUUUACUCCUCUUCAUUAUGCUGCCAAAAAGAACUGUCUUGAGGUGGUGAAGUUAUUGGUUGCUAAGGACCCGUCUCUCGCUACCAUUGAGAAGAAUGAUCGCUUUACACCUCUUCAUGUUGCAGCUAUUAACAAUCAUGUCGAUAUUGUCCGUGUUCUGAUCGAAUUGCCGAAUUGUGACCUUACAACUAUCAAGGCCGGUCCAGGUCACCACACACCUCUCCACCUGGCUACCUGGGAGGGUUACACAGAGGUCAUUGAGCUCCUGGUCAGUCACAGAGCAGAGGUUAAUGUCAAAGACAAGGAUGGAGACACCAUGUUGCAUUUGACCGUCAAGAGGAGGGUCAGCGGCACGAAUUUCGUCCAUGACACUCCAGCAUUACAAAAGGUGUGUAAGGAGAUAGGCGAUCCAGCGAUCACCACGCCCAGAGAUGCCAUCAUCGCAUUCUUCAUACGUCAUGGCAGUGAUGUCACAAUCAAGAAUAACAAUGGCCACACCCCUUUCAAUUUGCUGGAGAAUGAACCGGUGCUAUUGAAUGCUUUGAUGAGAGUAGCAGGAAUCACUCCAAUCAGUGAGAUACCAAUAGCAGCUGAUGAAGCCGUAGACAAGACGAGGAAGGAGGAUAAAAAGAAGGAUAAGAAAGAAAGGAAUCCCUCUGCUGAGAAAGCCCCCAAACCAAAGAAGAAACAAGAUUUUGAAGGAGUGCACCGUAUCAGCCCAGAUGAGCUGAACUUGGGAGAAACAGUCGGGCGGGGCGCUUUCGGGGAGGUAAAGAAAGCUGUCUGGAGAGGUACCACCGUGGCUGUCAAGAUUAUUUCCACGGCUGGUAGCAAGAAAGAUGAGGUGGAGAAAGAGGUCUCUAUUCAUAAACGUGCUAGACAUCCAAACAUAGUAUCAUUGAUGGCUGUUGGGCAUCGAAUUGGACAGGUCCUGAUCGUCAUGGAGUUCAUCGACGGAAUGAAUCUCCAUGAUGUCAUCUUCAGGAAAAAGAAGGAUGGUAUUACCCUGACUCCGGAGUUAAAGAUGAGCAUCACGGUUGGUCUCUUGUCAGCUCUCACCUUCCUUCAUGCUUCCAAGAUACUCCAUCUAGACAUCAAACCAUCCAACGUUAUGGUUGAGCGUGCAUCAAGGCGAGCUUACCUCUGUGAUCUUGGCCUUGCCCACAUCAAGACCCGUAGCUCCAUGUCUCUCUCAACAUCACUCCGUGGACCACGUGGCACGAUCACCCACUUUGCUCCAGAGAUGGUCCAAAAACAAGGGAAGGCCUGGGCCGGUCCAGGAAAUGACAUCUGGUCUAUUGCUUGCACCUUCCUGGAGUUGUUCGUGGAGCAAACCCUUUGGGAAGGUGUAGAGUUUGUGAAGCUUCUUAGGACAUUGCUAAAACCGGACGCUGUGCCGCCAAUUCUGAAGAAAGUUAAGCCAGAGGUGCGUUCCAUACUGAAACCAUGCUUUGAUAAGGAGCCCUUGAAAAGGCCCUCUGCAGAGGUACUCCUUGAACAGUUCCAGAAGCUCCAACAGUCCAGCUUAUGAUGUUUGAGGCAUCCCUCUUCAAUUGCAGGCUGGGUAUUAUUACUUGAACAGCUUCAGAAGCUUUAACAGUUCAGGGGUUGUUCAUAAAGCUGUUCGUAAAGUUACGCAUGACUUUACAAACGACUUGAAUAUGAAGUGCCAGAUAGGAUGCCCAAAGUUUUUCCUUUUUUUUUAUUAAAAUGUGACUACAUUUCCUAUUACCUCAAUUAGAAUAUGGCAAAAAAUAAACUUUGCAUUACAAAUGUUUGUUAUAAUAAGAAUGUUAAUCUACAUCUGCACAGUU